Molecule: messenger RNA, 3105 nt
Organism: Oncorhynchus gorbuscha (pink salmon)
Lineage: Eukaryota; Metazoa; Chordata; Actinopteri; Salmoniformes; Salmonidae
Product: gap junction alpha-3 protein-like
Exons: 2
Coding region: 1260-2582 (440 amino acids)
Biological process (GO): cell communication
Cellular component (GO): connexin complex
Source: RefSeq, a predicted model, not a curated record
UGAUAGGCCUCUACUGGCAAGUUCAUUUGCACAAAGCUAACCAAGCACUAUACAUAGAUAACACAUGCGCGGAAUACAACAGGUGUAGUCGACCUUACAGUGAAAUGCUUACUUACAAGCUCUUAACCAACAAUACAGUUUUAAGAAAAUACCUACAAAAAAAAGUCAGAUUAUUUGUCUUCAUUCUCCUGUAUUCAACAGUGUUUUUUGUGACUAGGGCUGGCAAAUGUUGAGCAAUGUCUUAGUUUCAAACGUAUAUUCAGAGGUUAGUUAAAAUCAUUCUCAUAGCUUGUUUUUGAGGAUCACAUAUGGGGAAAGUGUAAUCUGGUUAUUCCGUUUGGUUUUAACUUAUGCAGUAUGACAGUAUACAUUGUUAAAUAGUUAAUAGCUUAGUCACUAUAUGUAAUUAUGAAUAUGGUGUCUUUGCAUUUAUUGGCUGCAAUUUCUUAUAUAAUUGACCAUUAAAUUGGCAAUAAAAUAGCACACGUUUUUUUUACAACUGUGUUACAGAUGUAUUAGAUUUAGCUAAUGAAUUAUUAGCAUGUUAAAAGAGGCCUAUAGCUGUCCCUGUUCUCAAUGAAAAUGUAAUUCUGUACAUCACAGGAUAUAAAGGCCUAUUAGAUGUUGAAGAUUGUAUGUUAUAUCGUUGGACUUGACACCUAAGGAUCUGUAACAGUGGGAGUCGUGUGUGUCAGGGCCAACACACCGCAGUCCAACCUCUGCCUACUGCUGUUUUUGACCAUUAUAAUGUUGAUCUCAGCAAAUGCCUGCUGGGUAGUGGAGCGAGCAGGUGAGAGACAGAGAAAGAGAGAGGGAGUGCGUGUGUGUAUGUGUGACAGUGACCGAGAGAAAGCUUUAGAGAGAGAACAGGAGAGUGAAAGAGUGUUAGCAUAAAUGUCAGGUUCAUAGUUAAUGCUAAAUAGAGAAAUAGGGGGCUUCACAAAAUUCUGUGGCAUUACAGAACAUUUCUAUACCGUUCACUUGCUUUGACCGAUUGUUCGAUUAAAAUAAUUGAUUUAGCAGUUAACGCCAAUGACUUCUUCAAGGCCAUUUUAUGGAAUUAAUUUUAAUAAGCGCUUAAUGUGUUGUGCCGAUGUGAAGUGUGAUUAACCCUUUGUAUGUUUGUGGGUGACGCGACCAUUGCUUGCUCUCUCUAGGUUUGUAGUGUUUCUCUGUCCUUUAUCCCCCUGCAGUUUAUUCUGGAUUAUUCAUGCUUUAUGUUACAUGGUAUCACUUUAACAGGGUAUAAAUCUUGAAGCAUGGGUGACUGGAGCUUUCUGGGGCGUCUGUUGGAGAAUGCACAGGAACACUCAACAGUAAUCGGCAAGGUCUGGCUGACUGUCCUCUUCAUCUUUAGGAUCCUGGUGCUGGGAGCGGCAGCCGAGGACGUGUGGGGCGACGAGCAGUCUGACUUCACCUGCAACACACAGCAGCCUGGGUGUGAGAACGUCUGCUAUGAUGAGGCUUUCCCCAUCUCGCACAUCCGCUUCUGGGUGCUGCAGAUCAUCUUUGUGUCCACGCCCACCCUCAUCUACCUGGGUCACGUACUGCACAUCGUCCGCAUGGAGGAGAAGCGGAAAGAGAAGGAGGAGGAGCUGCGAAAGGCCAACAGACUCCAGGAGGAAAAGGAACUCCUUUACAAUGAAGGAGGGGAUGCAGGGGGAGGGGGAGGUGGUAAAAAAGAGAAGCCACCUAUCAGGGAUGAGCAUGGCAAGAUCCGCAUUAGGGGUGCCCUGUUGCGCACCUAUGUGUUCAACAUCAUUUUCAAGACCCUUUUUGAAGUGGGGUUCAUUUUAGGUCAAUAUUUACUUUAUGGCUUCCAGCUGAGGCCGCUAUACAAGUGUGCACGGUGGCCUUGCCCCAACACUGUGGACUGCUUCAUAUCUAGGCCCACUGAAAAGACGAUUUUCAUCAUAUUUAUGCUUGUGGUGGCUUGCGUGUCUCUUUUGCUGAAUUUGUUAGAGAUCUAUCACCUUGGGUGGAAGAAAGUUAAACAGGGAAUGGCCACCCCUGAUCAUGUGUUGUUGCCCCGCUCUGAUGGUGUGGGGCCGGAGUCCAUAACUUCUGCCCCCAGAACUGCCCUUCCCAACCUCAGCUACCCACCGACGUACACGGACGUGACAGCUGGGAGUGGUGCGUUCCUGCGGCCCAAGGUAGAGGCCUCCCCGGCAGAGUUCACGAUGGACCCCCUGCAGGAGGGGCCCUCGUCCUCCUACUACAUGAGCAGCAACAACAACCAAAGGCUGACCACGCAGCAGAACUGGGCCAACCUGGCCACCGAGCAGCAGACUCGGGAGAUGAAGGCCACAUCCCCCUCCUCCUCCCCUUCCUCUGCCCCUUCCUCUGCCCCCUCCUCUGAUAGUAAGCAGCAGCCUUGUAAUGCUGCUCCCCCCACCACCAGCCCCAGCUCCAGCUCCAGUGGGGGCAGUUUGAGUGAGGGGAAUGUUGAUCAGGAGGAAGGCCAUGUCACCACCACAGUGGAAAUGCAUGAGCCCCCCGUCAUGGUCACAGACCCUCGCCGGCUCAGCAGGGCCAGCAAGAGCAGCAGCAUCAGAGCCAGGCCCAACGACUUGGCAGUAUAGUCAGUCCCCCUACACCUCCAACCUUCCAAAGCCCUCCCAACCACCCCAAUGAUUUUCUAUAAAGAAAAUGAUUAAAAUAAAUAAAUAAUAAUAAUUGGAGGCAAUGUGAGGCAAGGGUCUGGAGUUGCCAAAUAUAUAUAUUAACAGCAGUUAAUAUAAGUGCAAUUGGUGAGUUGUAGCAUAUGCAUUAUGAUACAAAAAAAUGUGCCGUGUGAUUGUGCAAUGUGCGUUAAAAUGGUCUCACAGGCCAAAGGCUUCAAUAUACUGGACAUCAUGGGGCUUUAGGGUUCUCAUUCCACUUUAAAAUGGCCAAGUAACUUUUUUGUUUGAAUUCGGUUUCAAUGGCCUAGUAUGUGUCAAUGUGCUCUUGUCAACAGUGGUUGUUGUUGUUGUGUUUAUUUGAUGAACAUAAAAGCCUAUUUAUUCCAAUUAGGAAUGAUACUGUACAUUCAUCAAGUCGUUGAGUUCGAUUGGCAAAUUGCUGAGAACCAAUUUCGAAUAAAACUGUAAUGUGGAACAAGUA